This is a messenger RNA of Anopheles moucheti, 929 nucleotides long. RefSeq names its product zinc finger CCCH domain-containing protein 15. Lineage: Eukaryota; Metazoa; Arthropoda; Insecta; Diptera; Culicidae. The record is from RefSeq and is a predicted model, not a curated record. The transcript has 2 exons. The coding region runs from base 145 to 753 and encodes 202 amino acids. Gene Ontology annotation, molecular function: metal ion binding.
AGCGGAAUAAAACAGAGAAAUCGCAAUAAAAAGAACACCAGCACGGGACGCUCAACUUACGUAAAGUAAACCCGCAACGCGUACGUCUGAGGACGGCUUCCCCCGGUAUACGCAGCAUUUGCCGCAAAUGACAAUUUUGGCGAGAUGUUUUCGCUAGUAGCAGAUUAUGGCGAUAGUGAAGAAUCGACCUCAUCCGAUUCAUCGGAUGAUAGUACCGGAGGACACCGAUCACACAAUCAGCCACUGGCUGAACCCACCAUCAAACAACAAACCAGUACUCUAACGGAUGGCCAAUCGGUGUCGCUGCCCAGUGCCCGUGCUAUGCUACAGUCCGGUUCGAGUCGCGUCAUAAAGGGUAGCGUUUUUAGCAAUCCCUUCCGUGAAGCGGAAGAAGCCAAGUUGGCCAGUCUAGAGAAGCACGUAAAGAUGGUCGAUCCAGAAGCAAAUAUGGCGGAACAGAAGCGUAAAGUGUGCUGGAGUUAUAAGAAGGGUCGGUGUAGGUUCGGUAGUAAAUGCAACUUUGCGCACGAUUCCGAUUUGAUACUGCGCAAAGAGCUGCCCACGGAAGCCGGCAGUGAAAAUGAGGAACUGGAUACAGGAACAGGUACCGUUGACGAGUCGGCAGCCACGGUUAUGGUGAAGAAACCGUUUCCACCGGAUAGGAAGAAAAGGCCCGGUUUAAGCCGUGAUUUGGUACCACCGAAAAAGGUACUCAAGAUGUAUCACAAGGAAAAAUACGGGAUGCUUAAAUAGCACGGCACCAUACAGGCCGGAGGUCAUGGUCAUCGUAGUGCGAACCACGUUGCAAGAUAAUGGUCGUGUGUUGUUUUACGUUUAGCGCUUGUGUAAGAUAUUAGCUAGAGGUGCGAUUUUAUUUACAGCCCCAUCGGAGCGAGUCCGAUUAGAAAUAGACACUUUUAUUUUCUUUC